CGGCGGCGGCGGCGGGGCCGCCUCCCCCCCCGGCUCCCCCUCACCCGGCGGCGGCGGCGCCCGCGCCUCACCCCACCAUCAGGGCCUUGCCGCCCCAGCCGCCCCAGCAAAUCCCCCGAGGUCCUGUUCAGCAGCCCCUCGAGGAUCGGAUCUUCACUCCGACCGUCUCCGCUGUGUACAGCACUUUUAUCUCCACACAGGUAACACAAGUAGCAAGACAGCCGGGUCCUCCUGCCCCAUCCCCUUACACUGCACAUGAAAUAAAUAAGGGACACCCAAAUCUUGCUGCAACGCCACCGGGACAUGCAUCGUCCCCAGGGCUUUCACAGGCUCCGUACCCCUCAGGACAGAAUGCAGCUCCAACCACGUUGGUGUACCCUCAAGCCCCUCAAACAAUGAACACCCAGCCUCAGACCCGCUCGCCGCCCAGCAGAACAGUGCCAAUACAUUGCACAGACAACUGGAAGAGGAGGAAGGUUUUGGAACAGAGUCCGGUUUACAGGUCCCUGGCUGGAAGAGGCUGGAUAAAAUACUGCAUUUUUGCAGCGGGGCCUCGACCUGCCCAUCACCAGGGAGGAUUCAGACCUAUACAGUUUUUUCAGAGGCCUCAGAUACAGCCUCCAAGAGCUACCAUCCAGAACAGCAGCCCUUCCAUCCGUCCUGGUGCAACACCGACUGCAGUGUAUCAAACCAACCCCAUCAUGAUGGUUAAUCAUCUGCCAAUGCCGUAUCCUAUGCCUCAGGGCCCCCAGUACUGUAUACCACAGUAUCGACACAGUGGCUCCGUAGUUGGGCCCCCACAGCAGUAUCCUGUUCCAGCCACCAGGCCAGGCACCUUUUAUCCAGGACCAGGUCCUGGAGAAUUUCCCAAUGCCUACGGAACACCUUUCUACCCAAGGCAGCCAGUUUAUCAGUCAGCACUCAUAGUGCCUACACAGCAGCAGCAGCCUCCACCAGCUAAAAGAGAGAAAAAACGGUGGAUGAUGAUCCGGAUCCGGGAUCCAAACCAGGGAGGCAAAGAUAUAACAGAAGAAAUAAUGUCCGGAGGGGGCAGCAGGAACCCAACGCCCCCCAUCAUGAGACCCACUUCCACACCUACUCCACCUCAGCAGCUGUCCAGCCAGGUCCCAGAGCACAGCCCUGUGGUUUAUGGGCCUGUGGAGAACACCCAUCUCGCUGCCAGCACCCCUGUCACUGCGGCUAGCAACCCGAAGCAAGAAGAGAAGCCAAAACCAGAUCCAGUAUUAAAACCGUCUUCUCCAGUCCUCAGACCAGAACCUACUGUGGAGAAAAAAGAUCAAGCUGGCCAGACAACCGAGGCCGCCCCAGUGGAAACCCCACCAGAGCUUCUUCUUGCUCCAUCGCCAACCCCAGCCGCUCCCAUCGCAGUCGUUCCUGCUGCUGCUGUCGUCACCGUUUCUAGUAAACCCGCAUUCACAGCUGACUCAGAGGAGAGGUGUGAACUCGCUUCCCCAAAAGAGGAGGCAAUGCCUAUAUCUAAUGCCACACCCUGCACGGACACAUCAGACCCUUCGCCAGCAGACGAGGCUGAUGCUGAGGUGUGCAAGGAGCCUAGUAGUGUAGCAUCUAGUGAUAUUCCAGUGACUGCUAGUACUAAUCUAAUUAAUGAAUUAAAUGGAGUUAGUGAAAAAGUAACUGCUACAGAGAGCGUAGUAGAUGUAGCCCAGCCGGAAGUUGCGCCAUUGACUGCUGAGUUGGAGACACCAGAAGCACCUCCAGCAGAAGUGGAAAGUGUGCCAUCUUCCAGUGCUCCUCACACUGCUCCCUCUCCUCCUCCAACCCCUCCUCCAACCCCUCCUCCUCCUUCUCCUCCUAUUUCUGUUGCUGCUGCUGUUACCACUACAACUCCUUCUCCACCUCCUCUUCCAUCUCCUAGUGCCCUCCCUGUUGUUCAGGGAGAUUUAGAAGGAGAGGAGAGCACAAGAACUACUCUUAACGAAGAGGUAAAAGAUACUGAAACGAAGGAAGAGACAGAAGCAGAUGGGCAACUGGAGGAGAAUACAGAGGCUCAGAGUUUAAACUCUAGCAAGAGUCCUGUCCCAGCCCAAACAGCUGUAACUGCACCAAAGAUGUGGAAGAAACCAAAAGACCGGACCCAAGCCACUGAUGAGGUGACAGAGGCGGAAACAGAGCCUAAAGUAGAAGAGGAACUUUCAGGUGACAAAGUACUUGAAUCUGAACAGGAUAAAAUGAGCCAUGGGUUUCAACUGGAGAAAGACCCCUCUGAACUUAAAAAAGUGAAACCUGUGGAAGAAAAUGGAGAGCAGGAAGCAGAACCUGUCCGUAACGGUGCUGAGAACGUUUCAGAGGGAGAAGGAACUGAUGCAAACUCAGGCUGCACAGAGAGCUCCAGUGAAGGGCCAACGUACCAAUAUAAGCCAGAGCAGUGGAAGCCCCUGGACCCGGAUGGGAAGAAGCAGUACGACAGGGAGUUCUUGCUGGAUUUCCAGUUCAUGCCUGCCUGUAUCCAAAAGCCAGAAGGGCUGCCUCCCAUAAGUGAUGUGGUUCUCGACAAGGUGAGAGGAGAGCCAAUAAAACAGGUCAAUCAGCCAAAAUUGCCAUUGAGAACUCUGGACCCUCGGAUAUUGCCUCGAGGACCAGACUUCACGCCAGCCUUUGCCGACUUUGGGAGGCAAACCUCCGGUGGAAGAAACGUAUCUGGCAGUGCCUGCAAAGUGCAGAGCAACCCUGGAUUGCCUUCCCUGGCUCGGUGCGGUUCCCCAGCAUGCCCUCUCUUGGUCUCGCCUCACCCACCAUUGAGGAACCUGCCGAUAGGGUUGUUGAAUGUUGGACCGAGGAGAUCUCAGCCAGGCCAGAGGAGAGAGCCCAGGAAGAUUAUCACUGUGUGUGUAAAAGAGGAUGUCCACCUGAAGAAGGCAGAGAACGCCUGGAAGCCGAGCCUGAAAAGAGAAAACCAAACCGAGGACCCAGAAAAUGUCAAAACCCAGGAGCUGUUCCGCAAGGUACGAAGCAUCUUGAACAAGCUGACACCCCAGAUGUUCAAUCAGCUUAUGAAGCAAGUAACAGACCUGACAGUAGAUACAGAAGAGAGGCUGAAAGGAGUCAUUGACCUGGUCUUUGAGAAGGCUAUUGAUGAACCGAGCUUCUCCGUGGCGUAUGCAAACAUGUGCAGAUGUCUUGUAACGCUGAAAGUGCCCAUGGCAGACAAACCUGGGAGCACAGUAAAUUUCCGCAAGUUGCUGUUAAACCGCUGCCAGAAGGAAUUUGAAAAGGACAAAGCUGACGACGAUGUCUUUGAAAAGAAACAGAAAGAACUUGAAGCUGCUACCACUCCAGAGGAGAAGACACGGCUCCAUGAUGAGCUGGAAGAGGCCAAGGACAAAGCCCGACGGAGAUCCAUUGGGAAUAUAAAAUUCAUUGGCGAGCUUUUCAAACUAAAAAUGCUGACGGAGGCGAUCAUGCAUGACUGCGUGGUAAAGCUGCUGAAAAACCACGAUGAGGAGUCCCUCGAGUGCCUUUGCCGCCUGCUAACUACCAUUGGCAAGGACCUGGACUUUGAGAAAGCAAAGCCUCGCAUGGACCAGUAUUUUAAUCAGAUGGAGAAGAUUGUGAAAGAGAGGAAAACAUCUUCAAGGAUUCGGUUCAUGCUUCAGGAUGUAAUAGACCUAAGGCUGUGUAACUGGGUUUCGCGGAGAGCAGACCAAGGCCCGAAGACCAUCGAGCAGAUUCAUAAAGAAGCCAAGAUUGAAGAGCAAGAAGAACAGAGGAAGGUCCAACAACUCAUGACCAAAGAGAAGAGGAGACCGGGUGUCCAGCGGGUUGAUGAAGGCGGUUGGAACACUGUGCAGGGGGCAAAGAACAGCAGAGUGCUGGACCCCACCAAGUUCCUUAAAAUCACCAAGCCCACAAUAGAUGAGAAGAUUCAGCUUGUGCCUAAAGCCCAGUUGGGCAGCUGGGGAAAAGGCAGCAGUGGUGGAGCAAAGGCAAGCGAGAUGGACUCUUUACGACCAAGUGCCACUAGUUUGAACAGAUUUUCUGCACUGCAGCCUCCAGUCUCAUCUGUAUCUGCCUCAUCUGCAUCCUCAGAAUUAGAUUCUCGCAGGGCCUUAACUAGUCGCGGGAGCACGGGCCGGGAGAAGAAUGACAAGCCUCUCCCACCUUCCCUCUCCCGUCCCAACACCUUCCUACGGGGCAGCAGCAGUAAAGAGCUGCUGCUCGACAAUCAGGCACAAGAGGAGCAGCGGAGAGAGAUGCUGGAGACGGUGAAGCAGUUAACAGGUGGCAUGGAGAUGGACAGAAACAGCACAGAGGCAGAGAGGAACAAAGCCAAGGAGUCUGUCAAGCCAGAAGCUCCCCCAGCUCCAGUGCAAGAAAAGCCUUCGCUAUCAGAAGAAGAAAUAGAGAGAAAAUGCAAAUCUAUCAUUGAUGAGUUCUUGCAUAUUAAUGAUUUUAAGGAAGCAAUGCAGUGCGUGGAGGAGCUCAGUGCCCAGAAUCUGCUGCCUGUUUUCGUGCGAGUGGGAGUGGAGUCGACACUUGAGAGGAGUCAGAUCACCAGGGAUCACAUGGGCCAGUUAUUACAUCAGUUGGUGCAGUCAGGAAAGCUGAGCAAGCAGGAUUUCUUCAAGGGGUUUUCAGAUACCUUGGAGAUGGCAGACGAUAUGGCCAUAGAUAUACCCCAUAUUUGGUUGUACCUAGCUGAGUUGGUGACCCCCAUGUUAAAAGAAGGAGGAAUCUCUAUGAGAGAACUUAUGCAAGAAUUUAGCAAACCUUUGCUUCCUGUGGGAAGAGCCGGGGUCUUGCUUGCUGAAAUCUUGCACCUUCUAUGCAAACAAAUGAGCCAUAAGAAAGUGGGAGCCUUAUGGAGGGAGACUGGCCUCAGUUGGAGGGACUACUUACCUGAAGAGGAGGAUGUACAUACCUUUCUCAUGGAACAAAAGUUGGACUUCACGGAGUCUGACUGUUCCAGUUCCUCAGAAGCACUUUCAGAGAAAGAACUCUCUGCAGAAGAGCUGAACAAGCAGCUAGAAAAACUCAUUGUUGAGGACAAGGCGAAUGAUGAACAAAUCUUUGACUGGGUAGAGGCUAAUCUAGAUGAAAGCCAGAUGAGUUCACCUACAUUCCUUAGAGCUUUAAUGACAGCAGUUUGUAAAGCAGCUAUUAUAGCGGACUCUUCUAGCUUCCGUGUGGACACUGCUGUUAUCAAACAGAGAGUGCCGAUCUUACUCAAGUACCUAGACUCAGACACAGAGAAGGAACUACAAGCACUUUAUGCACUACAAGCAUCAAUAGUAAAACUUGAUCAGCCUCCUAAUUUGUUACGGAUGUUUUUUGAUUGCCUGUAUGAUGAGGAGGUAAUAUCGGAGGAUGCCUUCUACAAGUGGGAAAGCAGCAAGGACCCAGCGGAGCAGAACGGGAAAGGAGUAGCGCUAAAGUCUGUCACAGCAUUCUUCACAUGGCUACGGGAGGCCGAAGAGGAGUCGGAGGAUAAUUAAAACUUAAAAAUACAGGAAAAAAAAAGAAACAAUUUAAGUAUUUUUUUAAAAAGUUUCACAUCUUCGCCAAUCACAGUGCAGCAAGGCCAAUUCUCGCGCAGACCCCCCCUUGCCCCACACAUGCACGAGUGGGAGAGGUAAAAAUAGAUAAACACAAAGGUGAUCAUGGAGGAAAAAAGGUACUUGAAAAAAAGUAAACUUCAAACCUGAGGGCGGGAGCACUAAACCAAAAUACAUGUAUUAUUUAUAGAAAAUAUUUUCUGUUUUAAUCUUUUUUCUUUUUAAACAAGGACUCAUACUUACAUAAAACACAAAGCGAAACAAAUCUGUUUAGCAAAAAAAAAGUUUAAAACUUUUAAUUUAUUAUUUUAAGGACUGCAAAUGCCAGUGUAAUUUUUAAAUUUGCAGUUUCUGUAAACAAAUUGUAUAAUAGAACAAAAGCAGAGAAAUAAAUUUCCCUCCCCUUCAUAUGCACCUCAAUUUUGUUUCAAAGCAUGAUAAAAUAGACAAAACUUUUCAAGGGGGUUGGGGUAAGCUAGAUGAGGAAGAGAUCAAGUUUUUUUAAUUGUCAUCAGAUUUUUCUGCCUGCAUCUCAGCUUGCUUCAGAAAUUAAAAAGAAAAUAGUAAUCAAAACAUACAUAACCUUGGAACAGAAGGAAAUGCAUUUGAGAAAACUGCUGUGGACCAGAGUGCUCCGAAAAUAAUUCAUUCAAAACAGUGCUACCCUGGGGAAAAAGUACUAGUGAUACUUUCAGAACCUUUAGAGCAACUUUAAGGCUUGUAAAUACAUAGAACAAAUAUUUAAAAAAAAAAAAAAAAAAGAAAAAAAGAAAUUGACUCAAUACUAUUUCUUUUCACUUUCAAAAUAUAAAGAACAAAAUAAAGACAAACAUUGCAAGUUUAAAAGAAAGUAAAACGACUUCUCCUUUGACAGCUGCUGAAUGUGUGCACCAUAUCUGAGCGGUGCUGGCUUCCUUUUCAUUGUGUAGAUCCUCGGUUCCAAAUUGUGUACAUAUAGUGUGUGUAUGUAUGUGUGUCUACCAAAAAAGAGGGGUGAGAGCAAUUGUUU
Cygnus olor (mute swan) is the source of this 6543-nucleotide messenger RNA. It is a transcript of the gene EIF4G3, whose product is annotated as eukaryotic translation initiation factor 4 gamma 3. The record is from RefSeq and is a predicted model, not a curated record. Gene Ontology annotation, molecular function: translation initiation factor activity; mRNA binding; protein binding. NCBI's taxonomy places the organism in Eukaryota, Metazoa, Chordata, Aves, Anseriformes, Anatidae. Gene Ontology annotation, cellular component: eukaryotic translation initiation factor 4F complex.